Uloborus diversus is the source of this 3866-nucleotide messenger RNA. RefSeq names its product katanin p80 WD40 repeat-containing subunit B1-like. Lineage: Eukaryota; Metazoa; Arthropoda; Arachnida; Araneae; Uloboridae. Gene Ontology annotation, molecular function: microtubule binding. The coding region runs from base 379 to 2673 and encodes 764 amino acids. Gene Ontology annotation, cellular component: katanin complex. The transcript is spliced from 19 exons. Gene Ontology annotation, biological process: microtubule depolymerization; microtubule severing. The record is from RefSeq and is a predicted model, not a curated record.
UUGGAUUCAUCGUCAACGUUUUAUGAGUUAAUUAUUUGUUCCAUUCUUCAUGAUGUGAAUUUAAAUAUAAUUUUUAGUUCAAAAUUUCAAUUGUAGACAUGAUUUCACGGGUCAUUAUCUGUAUAGAGUUUAAACUGUGUCACCAAAAUUUAAAUUUACCGUAGCUUCAACUCGUUUGAAUUCCUAUAAUUUAAUGUUUGCAUUUUACUUAUUUUUUACAAUUGCCUAAAUGUGUAUGUUCAAUUGUGCUUCAAACACGUUCGAUGUUUUUACAAUUUGUUGCUGGAUUGUGUGUUUGUGUACGAAGAAGUGCUAAUGUUUAAGCAACAGAAAACGGUGUAGUUUUAAACAGUGCAGGAUAUUAAGAAGUGAUUCGUGAUGUCCCUAUCAAUGAAAAAGCAUUGGAAAUUACAGGAAUUCGCCGCCCAUACGGCCAAUGUCAAUUGUUUGUCAUUUGGCCGGAAGUCUGGGCGAGUGAUGGUAACUGGUGGAGAUGACAAAAAAGUAAAUCUUUGGGCCGUCGGAAAGCCAAACUGUAUUAUGAGCAUUGCUGGCCACACAACAUCCGUGGAAUGUGUUCGGUUUGAUCCCAGAGAAAUAAUGGUCUGUGCUGGUUCCCUGUCUGGAGCCUUGAAACUUUGUGAUCUAGAAGCCUCAAAAAUUAUUAGAACCUUAACUGGUCACAAGGCUGGCAUUAGAUGUUUAGAUUUCCAUCCAUUUGGAGACUAUGUUGUUUCAGGUUCCCUCGAUACUAACAUAAAGUUAUGGGAUGCAAGAAAGAAAGGCUGUAUUUAUACAUACAAGGGUCACAAUAAAGCUGUAAAUACUCUAAAAUUUAGUCCUGAUGGAAAAUGGGUUGCUUCUGGUGCUGAAGAUGGCUCAGUAAAGCUUUGGGAUCUUUGUGCGGGUAAACUUUUGACAGAAUUUCCUGGCCAUACCGAUUCAGUGUCAAGAGUCGAAUUUCAUCCAAACGAAUUCCUUUUAGCCACUGGUAGUGUAGAUAGAACUGUCAAAUUUUGGGAUCUGGAAUCCUUUCGACUAGUCUCAACAGUUGGUGGAGAUGGACCUCCUGUAAAGUGUAUAUAUUUUCAUUCAAGUGGUCUCUGUAUGUUUUGUGGAUCUCAUGACAUUCUUAAAGUGUAUGGAUGGGAACCUGAAUGUACAUUUGAUUCAGUUUUAACUGGAUGGGGAAAAGUUUGUGAUAUGGCAAUAACACAGAAUCAACUUAUUGCUGGUAGUUUUUCUAUGAACAGUGUUUCUGUGUAUGUUGUGCAACUAGACACGUUAAAACCCAUGUGCAAAGUGGAUAAUAGUAAUGUUUCCUACAAACCAAACUCCUGCAUUAAUCCUGUCUCUCGGUCCCAUUUACGCAAGAGCUUCGAAAAAGAUCAAGGAAAUCACAAAUUAAACUCUAUAAAUAUGAAAGUUGUUGAAAGUGCCAAUCAAGAAUAUGAUAUUGAAAAUGACAAUCUCAAUUAUGAAGACACAGAGGAAAUUGUUGAUGAUGAAGAAAUAUUUGCUCCCAAAAGUGAAUUAUGUCGUACCCCACCUGAGAGUGAACCCUUCCCAAUACCCUUGGAUGUUUCAGAUCCUGUUAAAGGAGAUUUUUUUAUCAAAAGCUUUGCAAAAGAGACAAAGACUGUGAUUCAGUCAUCGUAUUCUGUAUCAGAAGUUCCAGAAAAACUGUCCAAAUCACCUGUGUCAAGUCCCAUCAAAAGUGGCUCUCCUGUAAGGACUCAAUAUGCCCCAAGUCCGCCCUCCCCACCUGUCAAUGCCCAUCCACCAUUGUGUACGCCAUUUGGAAGUGCUCCUAACACAUACAAUAGGAGACCAUCCUUUCCCGGAGAAAGAGACUCUCAAACUGUAAAUAAACCUUGUGAAAAGGCGACUGCAAUCAGAUGGCCUGGUUACCCACCAGAGGCUGUCUCAAUUGUGAGACCUACCACAUUUGUGCCUGAAAAAGAUGUCCUUAUGCACCGAAUAGCAAUGUAUCCAGAACAGUUGAAGCCUAAAUCGGUUUCAGUGACGUCUGAUUAUGUGCCAGAACAAAGAGAUAAGCCAGCUGGUUUGGAUGUUGAUGAUUUUUUGCCAAAAUCUAUGCAGCAGUGCCUUGGCAUAAGCCAGUCAGUGCAACCUGAAGUUUCUGAAGCAGAAGCUAUGACUAUGAUAUGCCGAGAACACCAACCACUAUUGAUGGUCUUCGACAGCAGGAUGAAAAAGCUUCAGAUUAUUUUAGCUGUCAUGAAGUCAAAAGGACACAAAAUUGCUGCAGAUACUGCUGUUAGUAUGAACGACCCAGCGAUUCUAGUUGACUUCUUAUCAAUUUUGAAUAGGAGAUCGGAUUUAUGGACGUUGGAUUUGUGCCAAGCAUUACUACCUUCUCUUCAAGAUCUAGUUCAAAGCAAAUAUGAAACGUACAUGUCAGCUGGCUGUUGUUCUGUAAAACUAAUACUGCAGAAGUUUGGUGGGCUAAUAAAAACCAAUAUUGAUGCUCCUCCUCGCAUUGGAGUUGACCUUUGUGGAGAAGAAAGAGUUACUAAAUGCAAGGAUUGCUAUGAACAACUUCUAGCUAUACAGUCUUUCAUUUUAAAACGACAAACAAUGCAAGGCAAACUAGGCCAAUCUUUUCGAGAACUUCUUAGCAUGAUGUGUUCAGAGUUCAACAGAAUGUGAUGUUCAUGUUUAUAGAAGAUAAUUUAUUAUAAGAUUGACAAAAAAAAAAAAAAAAAAAAAAAGAAUUCAUACCGUGUGAUACUGAUGUGGCCUUUCAUCAUUUGUGAAGACUGAACAUAUGCCUUAUAUUAAACAUUCCAUGUGCCAUUUUUAUUUUCUUCAUAGGGUUCUCCUUUCUGGAAAAGGCGAAGCUGUCGACUAGAGUGGUGCAUAUGUAAAUACAACUUUAAUGAUUCUUGUUAAUGAAUACUUAUACUUUUCAAUGUUCAAAAUUAAAAAAAUAAUAAUAAAUAGUUUUGCAGUUUUUUUACUAAUAUGUAUGACAGCAAGCAGCAUUUUAAAAAUACAAUCAAUGAAUUUCUAAGAUUUUGAACUGCCUCAUCUCUUUUUUUCCCAUUGUAGCUAAUUGCAAUGUUAUUUUCUUUUGUGUAUUUUGUUCAGUGGAAUUUUUACGUUUAAAAAAACGAAAUCAAAUAACCCAUGAAAGAAUUUUCAUACAAAAAAAAACAUGUAUUGAGUUUACUGAGUGUCAUUGCUAAAGUUGCAGUUUAUAGUUUAAGAGAAAGUUAAUGUGUUAUUUUGGAUAGGCCAAAAAAAAAGGCUGAAACAUAACUACUAAAAAGCACUGCUAAACAAAAUGUAAAAAUUUAAGUUACACAAAUUUCUGUUCUAUGAAAACCUAGUUCUGAGUUCUAAAAUGCUUUCUUGUUUCAAGUGUUAAUGUUAUAAAUGUUAAAAAUAUUGAGUAAAAAUAUGACAACGUGUAUAUAUGUACAAGUACAGUAAAACCUGUAAAGUUGACCGCCCUUGUAAGUUGACCGCUAUUUUCAGGCACAGAAUUAGAGCUAUGUGACAUAAUUCAACCUCUAUAAGUUGACCACCUGUUUAAGUUGACCACUUAAAUAGUGCACCUCAAGUGGUCAACUUACGGAGAUUUCACUGUAAAAGCAUUUAAAAAGUUUAAAAAUGUGCUUAAAAGAGUGAUGGAACAACCAAGUGAGACAACAGACAAGUGAACAUGUCCACUUGUCCAUUGUUGGACCUGGUUGUUCCAUCGCUCUUUCUAUGCACUGAAGAAGGGGUUUCAUUUUAUAACCCCGAAACAGCUAUUUGCAGAGUUUUUAAACUCUUUUUAAAUGCCUUUAUUUGUACAUAUAUACAUGUCGUCAUAUUUUUACUCAUUUCAUUGUAAA